GAAAGGAACAAUCAGUUGACACUGAUAAAGGAGCUGCCAAAGUAUCUUUAUUUUCUCUUCGCUGAAGAAAACACAGAUAAAAGAAAUGGCCACAAUUUCAUUCCCGCUCUCUGUUCGCUCUUUGUCCUCAGAACGUAGUCGUUUUCCAGUCCCACAGCUUCACCCACCCAUUAAAAUAAUAUGUUCUGGCAGUGCAGAUGGGUCUAAAUCAAAGCCAUUUAAGGAACUUCAAAGUGUGGCUUGUGGACUUCUUGCUGCUUGGGCUGUCACUUCUGCAUCACCUGUAAUAGCUGCUAGUCAGAGGCUGCCCCCACUCUCAACAGAGCCCAACCGCUGUGAGAAGGCAUUUGUUGGGAACACAAUAGGUCAAGCCAAUGGUGUUUAUGACAAGCCAAUUGAUCUUCGCUUCUGUGAUUAUACAAAUGAAAAAUCCAAUCUAAAAGGGAAGUCUUUGGCAGCAGCACUUAUGUCAGAUGCCAAGUUUGAUGGUGCUGAUAUGUCAGAGGUGGUGAUGUCAAAGGCUUAUGCUGUUGGAGCUAGCUUCAAGGGUGUGGACUUCUCAAAUGCUGUUUUAGAUAGGGUUAACUUUGGGAAAGCGAAUCUCCAAGGAGCUGUAUUUAAGAAUACUGUACUAUCAGGCUCCACUUUUGACGAAGCUCAAUUGGCGGAUGCCGUUUUUGAGGACACCAUAAUAGGCUAUAUUGAUCUUCAGAAGCUUUGUAAAAAUACAAGUAUUAAUCUUGAAGGAAGAGAAAUUCUGGGUUGUCGGUGAUUUUAUUUCAUUUUCUUUUCUCUAUUCUUAUGAUUAAAGAUGUCUGUUGAUAUCAUAAUCGACAAUUAUGUAGAGUGAUAUCCAGUUAUAUAGAGAACCAUAUUCACUAAAA
Molecule: messenger RNA, 884 nt
Organism: Ricinus communis (castor bean)
Lineage: Eukaryota; Viridiplantae; Streptophyta; Magnoliopsida; Malpighiales; Euphorbiaceae
Product: thylakoid lumenal 17.4 kDa protein, chloroplastic
Exons: 4
Coding region: 86-772 (228 amino acids)
Source: RefSeq, a predicted model, not a curated record